UAGCGUCCUUUCCGAUCCGGACUUCUAGCAGGCAGGACGUCGCUCGUGAUUUUGUACAAAAAUUUGAAAUGGCUGCCGUUAACAGACAGGCGAUGUUAGACGGAUUUACGUUUGACGAAUAAAUAGCUAAUUGGGUUACGAAUGACCCUACUGUAGAAUUGAAAGGAUUCGUGGACAAGAUUGAAGGCACCAAAAGAGUGCCGGUAUCAAAAGGAAGCACAGAGAUGACAUCGUUGUACAAGAUCAUCGUAAGCAAUGGGAGUUCCAGCAAGGUGCGCGUCCUUUUCUGGGGACAAAUGGCCACUGUCCAUUCGGCCAACAUUCGUGACCGAUCGGUUAUUGCAAUUGAACGGGCAAAAACAACUCAAGGAAAUGUCACUUUGAAUAACCCGUAUGAAGCUAUUGGGCCCUUAGAGUUGACUCUUAACAAUUUUUCUGCGGUGAAUAUCCCGGGAGACCUUUUUGAUGAGGUUAUCGACGAUGCUCCAAUUGAAGUAGUACGUUUGAUCGACGCACCCAAUUAUAAGAAAAAGAUGUACGUCCUAGCAUGGGUGAAACUUUCAUUCGGCCCAGUUACAUUGUACGGUAGUACACAUGGUAGUGGUGCAAUAAUCGACGGUAAUUAUCGGCUGCGAGUACAAAUUGCAAACUACGUGACAAAUCCAUUACUGGUCAAAGGCGUAUAUGUUGUGAUGCCUUUUCCGGCACUGGCGUCGACAGGACCGGAUCAGGUCAACAAAAUUAAUUGGCCUACCUGGUUCGUAGAUUUGGUUGGGCGCCAGGAACUCAAUGCUCCACGGGUCAAUCUCGCUGUUGAUCUUCGUUGGGCGGCGGAGGGAAACUCUUAUCUGAUAGUACGCAACAGUGAUGAUAUUGUUAUUGCACCAGGCAAACCUGCCAUGACUGCAGCCGAGCUCCACAAAUCAGGAUUCGUUACACCUAAAAGAAGCUCUCAAGAAGAUCAAGGAGGAGUCCCAAAAAAGGUUGCUCCUUUUGGAUAAAAAUCUGUCUAAGCGUUUACCGGUCUCUUUUACUUAAUUUAAAAAUGAGACUUUAAUAUUUUAAAUUAUCUUUUAUUAUUUUAGUCAUUGAUAGUAAUUAUACGAUGACAAGUUUAUUUUACUUUUAAAACUAUAUAAUUCUAUGGUUGAUUUCUUAAUUCUUAUCUAUAAUUUUUUUCUAUUUUAUAUUGGCACUCUAUAGUGUUGUAUUUCGAGUUUUAUAAUAGUAAUGAUUUUUUUUUACAUUGCACUGACACUCUAUAGUGUCGUAUUACAAGUUUUAUAACUCUAAUAACUCUAAUGGCGUUAAUUCAAUCAAAAUAUUUUUUUUUACUUUUUAUUAGCACUCUGUAGUGUUGUAUUUCAAUUU
This is a messenger RNA of Cotesia glomerata, 1371 nucleotides long. RefSeq lists its product as uncharacterized. The record is from RefSeq and is a predicted model, not a curated record. The coding region runs from base 225 to 1001 and encodes 258 amino acids. The transcript is spliced from 5 exons. Lineage: Eukaryota; Metazoa; Arthropoda; Insecta; Hymenoptera; Braconidae.